Messenger RNA from Homarus americanus (American lobster), 2817 nucleotides. RefSeq names its product tripartite motif-containing protein 6-like. Bases 146 to 1489 code for a protein of 447 amino acids. The transcript has 4 exons. The record is from RefSeq and is a predicted model, not a curated record. Gene Ontology annotation, molecular function: zinc ion binding. NCBI's taxonomy places the organism in Eukaryota, Metazoa, Arthropoda, Malacostraca, Decapoda, Nephropidae.
GGUGCAGGAGGACCAGACACCGUUGGACUGUAGUGUUGUCUGGGUGAUCGUCCCCUUCUCACACCCACUGUACUGACGUUCCCAUAUAUCGUCAGCCAGAUUAUAUGAUUGGAUUACUUCAAGUGCUGUCGCUUCUCCCAGUACAAUGAACAUGGAUGACGAGCCGUGGAUGGCCGAGUCGGUGACGUGUGAGCUGUGUUCGGAGAUCUACGAAACUGACCCACGUGACCCUAUCCUCCUACCCUGCGGUCACACCUUCUGCCGCAGCUGUAUCACCAAAGUCAAGGAAGCCGAUGAAACAGCCUGUCCCUCAUGCAGCCUAGAUUUUAACGACAUUGAUGUUGAGGAUUUACCUGUUAACUUUCAAAUUCUAAGUUUAUCAGUAACUUAUACGAAAUCUCAGCAGGACAGGUGUGUUACCCACGGCGAUGAGCUCAAGUACUGGUGCAGGGACUGUGAGGCCUCCCUGUGUAGUCUUUGUCUCUACACCGACCACCCUCAAGGCCACCAUGUGCUCCUGGCCAAGACCUUCCUCGAGAAGAAGAAACUGUCACUCAAGGAAGAAACUUUAUCUUUCAAUAAUUCACUGAAAGAAAUGAUGAAUGAAGUAAACAGCAACUUUAAAAAGUGCUUCCAGAAGAUGAAAAUACUGAGUCAGUUACAGGCGGAUGUGGUCGGCCUCAUCACUGAUCUACAGAAGGCUUGUAGCAUCAAACCCAUCCUCCUGUUAGAGGAAAAAUUAAAAGGUCUUCAGAACAAGGGAUUGGGUCCACUCUCACACGAUGGCACAGAAAUUCUCGGUGCUGUAGGAGGAGCUGCACCUGUUUGUGAUGGAGCUGCAGAAGUGAUCCAGGCCGGUGCAACCCUUGACCAGCGGGUGACAAAGCCUGGCAGCGUCAAAAAUGGUGACAGAGGCCGCGCCAGGCUGGACUGUCGUGAUGGGAGGCUUGUGGUCCAUUCCCUCACUCACCGAGCCGACCAUCGACUCUUCUUACAGAUGCCGUCAGAGGUGUUCCUUGAGCUGAGUGUUGGUAGUCGGUGUCUGGGUCGUGUGUACAUCAAGCUGUGGAGUCACCUGCGUCGUGCACAACAAUUCCUGGCACUCUGUCUUGGCUCUAUGGGACCUUCACACAUCGGUGCCUCCUUCAAAAAGAUUUCAGAUAAAAACAAAGAGCGAGAAACUAUAUGGUGUACGGAGUAUUAUUCCCGCUCUGGAGAGAUGGGUUACCGGGCGUUGAUGCUGGACAUGGAGUGGGAGGGCGAGUACAGCAAGAUCCCUGAGGAAGGUCUCGUGGUCGGUUACUCUAACGAUAUUAAUGAUUAUGGUUUCGGCAUCUGUACCAAAGGAAAGCCGGGUGCUAACUUCUCGGGUCCCUUCGGUGAGGUGUCUUUAGGGAUGGAGGUGGUACAUGCUGCUGUCCGUUAUGAGCCCGUCACCGAGGUCACCAUCACUGACUGUGGGCUCGUCAUCCCUGACAUGACACUUUGACACAACCCAACACACCAUGACCCGAUCACCGCCCAUCGGGACUUUCUUCACCAUAAUGCAAUUUACUUUUAUUCAACGGGAUAUCUGUCAUAGGUCAACCCUGUGUUUAUAAGUGUUCUGCUGUAAGACUUGAAAUUGCACUGUAGAUAUAUUACAGAGUUAAACUGAGGGUAGGAGGUUCAGGUGAAGGCAGGAUCCGGUAUACAUGAAUGAAAAUAAAAGUUGUUCCCCUGAGAGAUACAAAAGCUGAGGAGGGUUGGUAAAAACAACAUGGUUAACUUUUGAGGUGGUGGGCCGUGGUCGCCAAUCCUCAGACACCAGGAUGACGUCUUUAUUGAUUCAACAUUGUCUCUCAUUAGUCUUAUAAUUCGGUUUUCUCCAUUUGUUCUUAUCUUCUGGCUUAAAGAAUGAGGGAUAUAGCGCUUACGUUGCCCAGCCAAACUUUCUAUCUGUCUUUCUGUUUUAAAGUUAGCUUCUUUCUGGGAGAGUUUUACUACAGAUUUUUAGUUAGUGUUGGUGGUCGUGUUGGUGUUGGAGGGUGGGUCAUGUUGGUGGUCGUGUUGGUGGCCACAGUGUUGGUGUUUGGCGGGUGGGUCGUGUUGGUGGCAGCAGUGUUGGUGGCCACAGAGUGUUGGUGGUGGUAGGUGGGUCAUGUUGGUGACCGUUGUGUUGGUGGUCGUGUUGCAGGGUGGGUCGUGUUGGUGUCCAUAGAGUAUUGGUGUAGGGGAGUGGAUCCAGCCAGUCAUGGCGUCAGUUAUGGCUUCCCUCAGUAGUUGGCGAGGCAGUGGUCGUGUCGUAUAAACACACAAUAUAAACUCUGUGUGGCCUUCUCUUGUAUAUAACAUUUCUUUCCGCUUGUAGUGACGAUUUGCAUGAGUCAUUGUAUAUAAUAAAGUUUCUGAGGAGUGUUGAAAAAAAUAUUAUAUAUAAUACCUCAAUUCCAAUAAUGUGUUUGUGGGUUUAAUGUGUAUAUAACAUGUGCCAUUUACCAUCUAUCCUUCAACUGUGUAUAAAUAAACUAUACUGUAAUAUAUCUACGCUUCUGUGUGGGUUGAGUGGCGUAGAACUGUUGUACUUAAUCGAAGAAGAAUUAUUUUGUGUACAGAUACAUUAUUUCCAUAAAGUUCAGUAUUAGGUACACAUAUGAGACUGUAACCUGGAUAUAAUGAAUAUAUAUUUAUAAAAGAAAAAAUACUAAGUAAAAACUAAAUCGCACGCUUCAUUAAUCAUCUUGAAACACAAAGAAUAAAACAUCCCAAACCCAUGUUAAUAUCUUCCUAAUGUAAAAUAUAUCUGUCAUUGUAAAUUAAAAUGAAUCUCUGGCUUUA